AUGAUAAAUAUUGCACGAAUUGUAACAAGAUUUUAUGUUAAUGAUUCUGUUAAACAUAUUAAUCUAAGACGUUCUAGUCGUUUUUUAUCUACCGUUAAGUAUUCAAAUCAAAACAAUGACGAGAGAUUUCGGGGCAAACGCUAUUUUGGUGGUGUUUUGGCUGUGGCUGCUGGGGUAUUGGGUUACGUGACUCUAAAAGAGAAAAUUAGUGCAGCAACUCUAAGUUUGACCGGUAGGAGGGAGACAUAUAACUUCAUAGCUGAUGUCGUUGCUGUAUCAGCACCUUCUGUGGUGUAUAUAGAGAUUCAGGAUGGUAGACGCUUAGACCUAUUUUCUGGUAGACCUAUUACAAUAUCAAAUGGCUCCGGCUUUAUUGUGAAUGAAGAUGGUUUGAUCCUAACAAACGCCCACGUCGUUGUUAAUAAACCCAAUGCUGUUGUAAAUGUUAGGCUUAUGGAUGGUUCAACUCACAUAGGUUUUGUAGAAGAUUUUGAUAUAAAAUCAGACCUUGCCACUCUUAGGAUACCAGUGAAAAACCUCCCUGUUAUGAAGUUAGGCUCGUCAGCAGACUUGCGACCUGGCGAGUGGGUUGUGGCGAUGGGUAGCCCUCUUGCACUAAGUAAUACAGUUACUGCGGGAGUUGUAAGUUCUACUCAAAGGGCCAGUAAAGAACUUGGAAUACAAGGUAAAGAUAUGGUGUACAUACAAACGGAUGCCCCAAUUACAUUUGGAAACAGUGGUGGGCCCCUUGUAAACUUGGAUGGAGAAGCAAUUGGCAUAAACAGCAUGAAAGUCACAUCUGGGAUAUCUUUUGCCAUACCUAUUGACUAUGUGAAGGAAUUUCUAGCUAAAAGGAAAACAAAAUCUCCACAGGUGUCUCGACGGUACCUUGGCAUAACAAUGCUGUCACUAACUCCGAAUAUUCUUAUGGAAUUACGUAUGAGGAAUCCAGAAAUGCCCACUGAUAUAGAAAAUGGUAUACUUGUGUGGAAAGUGAUUAUCGGCUCACCUGCUUACAAUGGCGGUUUGCAGCCAGGUGACAUAGUGACCCACAUUAAUGGUACACCAGUAACAAGCGCUACCGAUUUGUACUCGGUUUUAGAAAACUCUACUGGUAAGCUAACGAUGCAGGUAGUUCGGGGAAGGCUAAGAACAACUAUAAUCAUCGCACCAGAGAUACAUUAA
Molecule: messenger RNA, 1185 nt
Organism: Leptosia nina
Lineage: Eukaryota; Metazoa; Arthropoda; Insecta; Lepidoptera; Pieridae
Source: the annotation of a GenBank genome assembly